This is a messenger RNA of Hippocampus zosterae (dwarf seahorse), 1943 nucleotides long. RefSeq names its product serpin peptidase inhibitor, clade F (alpha-2 antiplasmin, pigment epithelium derived factor), member 2b (gene serpinf2b). Gene Ontology annotation, molecular function: serine-type endopeptidase inhibitor activity. The transcript is spliced from 10 exons. The coding region runs from base 416 to 1834 and encodes 472 amino acids. The record is from RefSeq and is a predicted model, not a curated record. Lineage: Eukaryota; Metazoa; Chordata; Actinopteri; Syngnathiformes; Syngnathidae. Gene Ontology annotation, biological process: negative regulation of endopeptidase activity.
CACAAAUUGGGCUAUGUUCAAUUCACUUUGCCAAGGAACCCAUUAUUUGAUGUAUGAUUGUAUAUUUGUAUAUUAUUCUGUGAUGCUUUGAUAUUGAGCAGUGCAUGAGGUUUGGAGUGCUGCAUUUACAAACAAAUAGCGGCUUCAAUGAGGCCCCGAUCAAUGGGGGUUGAUCUUUAACCGUUUGCCUUGCAAUAGCCCAAUCUUUGACUCGCAGGAAUUCUGCCAUCCACACUCAGUCGCGCCUUUUUUGGGGGGACAAUACGCCAGCUUUUUUUUUUUUAAUAGUAAUUUUAAUUUAAGAUAACUUAGUUUCCAACAAAGAAGGGCGACUUGACAGUUUUUUUUAAACCAGUGGGAAGAAUUAACCCCCCCACAAAAAAAAUCUAUAAACAAAGUUACGUUCCAUUCGAACAUGGACCUUCGUUUGACACUCCUCUUCAUCUGUCUCUACAACCAAGGAGUGACCAAUGCUCAGGUGGCAGAAGAGGAGUCGAUGCCAUUGGUGCCUUCCAGCCAGGGGAUAAACGAAGGAAUGCCGGAGCCCAGCACGGCCAGCACCACUGCCAGUCCGCUUCUGUCCAUGGCGACAACAAGCGCACCGGGCGAGGCGGAGUCGUCGGAAGAGGACGAGGGUUGUAUGUCCAUUGGCCGUAACCCCGAAGCCACGGAUGCCAUCGCCAUUGCCGUUCAAAAGUUGGGCGUGCAGCUGCUGCAGAAUCUCAAGACGACGCAAGAGCAACCCAACGUCAUCAUAUCACCUUUCAGCAUUGCCUUGGCUCUCUCCCAGCUGGCUCUAGGUGCUGUCAAUGAGACUGAAGAGCUGCUGAUGCAACAUCUCCAUGGUAACACCAUCACGUGCUUCCACCAUGCCGUCCAUUACAUCUUGGGGCAGCUCCGAAACAGUGACUUGAAAAUCGCCACCCGUAUCUUCCUGCGUCAAGGGUUUACUCCAAAGGAGGACUUCCUCCAGGAAUCCAAACGCUUGUAUGACUCUGAGCCGGCCGUUCUGGAGAGCGUAAAGCAGCUCAACGACUGGGUGGAGAACGCCACCAAUGGGAAAAUGAAGGACUUCCUGUCUGCGUUGCCGCCCAACAUGCUGCUCAUGCUCAUCAACGCCAUCCACUUCAAAGGGCAAUGGGAGGCACGUUUCGACCCGCGCUUUACCACCACGGGUGCAUUCUUCCUGGACGACAAGCACAUGGUCAAUGUCGACGUCAUGGAAAGUUCCAAACAUCCUUUGAGUUUUCUUUUUGACAGUGAACUCGAGUCUCAGGUAGCAAGCUUCCCAUUUGUGAAGGGGAUGAGCUUUUUAGUCAUCAUGCCCAUGUCCGGCCAUGUGAACGUGUCCUCGCUUGCUCCCAAGCUGAAUAUUACCAGCAUUUAUGCCCGUCUGCCCAAGCAAAGAGUUGUUCACGUGAAGGUCCCCAAAUUUAAGAUGGAGUAUGCUCAGGAGCUGCAGGAAGUCUUCACAAAAUUGGGUCUCGGAGACAUGUUUUCCAGCCCCAAUCUGGCCGACAUAGCCGACGGCCCACUGCUGGUGUCCAGCAUCCUACACAAAGCCACCAUGGAGAUCAACGAGGAGGGAGCGGAGGCCUCCGCAGCCACCACUAUUGUCAUCUCACGCUCAUCCAACCCGGUGUUCUACUUAAGCCACCCCUUCCUCUUCGCCCUUGUGGACGAUAAGACGCAUGUGCCGGUCUUCAUGGGCGUCAUCAACAACCCCAAUCCUGGUGCGCCGGUUUUACCGAGAGGAGAAUCCAAAAGCAUGGAAAAAGAUGUGCUGCAAAAUGAUAAGAAUCAAAUGGCAGCAUUUGGAGGCCCUCCCAAGUAGCAACUAUCAUAUGCACAGUGGCCAUUUGUUAAACAAAACAAAAACACAACGAAGAGCAUUGUGAUUGUACAAUACUAGAAUGCUCAAUUAAAAUGAUGGGAAAACGUCA